AUGGAAAGUGACAUCCAGUCACUUGUUUGGUAUCUCAAGGAAAGGCUUUCUGAUACCUCAGUGCAACACAGCGCUAACCCUGCGCUGCCGCUGCCGCCGCUUCCUCCACCCUCUCCCUUGCAAGGGAACGCGGCUUCUUUUGGAGCUUUUCCUUCCCGCACUUUCCAAGGCGCGCUGGAUAAACCAGGAGAUCGCAGCCCCUUGGCUAGGGAAUGGGAGAAGAGUCCAGGAGUCAGGGGGAGGCCCUCGGCCAGACCCUUCUUGAGGAGGACGCCCGUGGGGACCCCGAGAGCCUGCAGUGCAAGGUUCAAGUCUCCUGUCCCCUCCUCUCCGACGACCUGUCAGCCCGCCAGUGACGAGGACGCCUUGCAGCGUGAGAUCGAAGAGCUGAAACGCAAAGACCUCGCCCUGGAUCAGGAAAUAGCGCAGCUGACAGCUGAAGGAUACAGCCCGGAGGAAUUAGAAACCCACAUUUCUCUGCUCCAUGAAUACAAUGAGAUAAAAGACGCCGGGCAGAUGCUGUUGGGCAGGCUGGCGGUAAUCCGAGGGGUGACCACCAAGGAGUUGUACCCUGAAUUUGAACUGGACGUUAACGACUAAGUGCGACACUUCAGACCCC
This is a messenger RNA of Zootoca vivipara (common lizard), 619 nucleotides long. It is a transcript of the gene SWI5, whose product is annotated as SWI5 homologous recombination repair protein. Gene Ontology annotation, biological process: double-strand break repair via homologous recombination. The record is from RefSeq and is a predicted model, not a curated record. Gene Ontology annotation, cellular component: Swi5-Sfr1 complex; Swi5-Swi2 complex. NCBI's taxonomy places the organism in Eukaryota, Metazoa, Chordata, Lepidosauria, Squamata, Lacertidae.